Corythoichthys intestinalis (scribbled pipefish) is the source of this 3423-nucleotide messenger RNA. RefSeq names its product GIPC PDZ domain containing family, member 2 (gene gipc2). Gene Ontology annotation, molecular function: protein binding. Lineage: Eukaryota; Metazoa; Chordata; Actinopteri; Syngnathiformes; Syngnathidae. Bases 258 to 1271 code for a protein of 337 amino acids. The transcript is spliced from 6 exons. The record is from RefSeq and is a predicted model, not a curated record.
GAGCAGCUAUUGUUAGCCAAGCAGGCUGCAGGUUACCUCCUCUCUCACACUUGAUCCCCGGCUACCUGUUGCUUGUUUGUCACUGCCCUUUCCCCGUAAAACUCGUCGUUUCGGAGCGAGUCGCGACCAGGUGAGCGACGGAAAAGUAUCUCCGGAGGAAAACAAGUCAAGCCAGACGGAAACACGGAAGUCAAAAACGAGAUUUAAACAGGUUCAAAUGUUUUAGCGUUUCGACGAGCUAACCGAGACGCAGAAAAAUGCCGCUGGGCCCGUGGAGGAAGAAAAACAAGUCGACCAAGGAGCACCUGGUGGACAACGAGGAGGUCGGCGGCGGCCACCACGCAGGUGCAACGGGCUCUCUGCUCGGCGCCGGCGGCAACAAGUUGCUGGGGAACGGCGCCGGAGGGUUGCCCCCGCCGCCCGCCAACCUGCGGCCGAAGUUGGUCUUCCACACGCAGCUGGCUCACGGGAGCCCAACCGGGAGGAUCGAAGGCUUCUCCAACGUCAAGGAGCUGUACGCCAAGAUUGCUGAUGCCUUUAACAUCAACCCACCAGAGAUUCUCUUCUGUACCCUCAACACACACAAGAUCGACAUGGACAAGUUACUUGGCGGUCAGAUCGGCCUGGAGGAUUUCAUCUUCGCCCACGUCCGAGGCAUCAAGAAAGAGGUUAAGGUGUUAAAGUCUGAGGACGCGCUGGGCCUCACCAUCACAGAUAACGGCGCGGGGUUCGCCUUCAUCAAGCGCAUCAAAGAAGGCAGCGUGGUGGACAAGGUGAAGGUGAUCUGCGUGGGAGACCACAUCGAGUGCAUCAAUGGCCGCAACAUCGUGGGUACGCGCCACUAUGAGGUGGCCCGCAUGCUCAAGGAGCUGCCCACGAAUGAGACCUUCACCCUCAAGCUGGUGGAGCCCAUGAAGGCCUUUGAAAUGCUGGAGCCAAGGUCGAAGGGCGCCAAGCCCAGUGGUGACAACAAGAUUGGCAACGGAAAGGCAACGCUGAGACUUCGCGCCAAAGGCCCGGCGACGGUAGAAGAGGAGCCGACAGAGUUUGAGGAGAAAGCAGUGAAAAAGGUGGAUGAUCUUCUGGAGAGCUACAUGGGAAUCAGAGACACUGAACUUGCGGCAACCAUGGUAGAGGUGGGCCGCGACAAAAAGAACCCGGAUGAGUUCGCCAUGGCACUGGACGAGACGCUCGGGGACUUCGCCUUCCCGGAUGAGUUCGUCUUUGAUGUGUGGGGGGCUAUCGGAGACGCCAAGCAGGGGAGGUUCUAGAUCAACGACCCUACCUGCCAGUCCUCCUCCUACAAAAACUUGAGGCUUGUCGUCACUGGGUGAUGCUUUGGCAAAGUGCAUGGGACACUCCUCCUGCCUGAAUGCUAAACGUGACAGGCAUCAUUUUUUAAAUACAUUUUUAAUUAGUUUUAUAAUAUAUACACUUUUUUUCUGAUUUGCCAGCUUUAAUUUUAGCAGCCGUUUAUUUCUCUUUUUUUGGUUUAUGGGCUAUAUAUGACGUAAAGUUGACUAACUCAAUUUGCUGCGAUACAAUCAGUCAAUCACAGCGAAGUCACCGACUCCACAUUGGAUAAUUAAAACCAUCAGCAAAACAAUUAGCACACAUAGCACUCACUACAAGAAACCUUUAUUUACAGGGUAAAAAAGGAGGCAAAAAUAACAGGAUAAAAUGAGCAAACAACAAAUAAACUCACAUUGGCAAGAAAUCAUCUUUGGAAGCACGUGGUGUCUUCAACAUUAGCAGAAACUAAUUGCCGUGGCUUUAAGGGUGACGAUGCAUGUAGUCUACAGAAAGGUUUCCCGACAUAUACUUUACAGAAACGAACACUAAAGAUUAUAGCACUAACACAUUGGCUGCCAUUGACGUCUACUCAUGAUUCAUUUAAACUCAUAGCAGAAAAGAUGAAAACAGUCAGACAAUUGGCCUUGUCAACGGCGCUGAAACAGUUCUACGUGGUUAUGUGCCUACUCUAUGCGCGUUUUAUAAAAGUUGACAGCUUUUUCAUAAUUGGCGUCUUGAUAAAAACCGACCCGUUUUGGAGCCUCAGUGUGGGAAACCCUGAUGGAAAGUUGUGCGUCAAUUUUGGCACUUGAUUGACUUUACAUCCAUUAUUGUACAGUAUGUGACAAGUAGUCUUCUGGCUAUGGCAGCGUCGUUCGGAGGUGAUGUAGCCCUUGCAGCCCUGAUGCUUGCCUCCUCACAGCUCGUCUCCCGCGUGAGUGCUCUUGAAGGCAUCGCCUGUUAGCUUCUCCUGCGCCUCCUUCAUCCCUGACACAACUAAGGAGGCAAAUAUAACUAUGAAAAGACCUAUAAAGCAGAUUUUGAUGUGUAUGAUGUGAAGGCCUAAAAUGGAGCAGCUAUUGAACUUCAAUGUCUUUUGAGUUAGCCAUCUUGAUAAAAUAUAUUUAUGUACAUUUAGAAUAACCAUCUACAUUAGUGCAAAAGUUAUACAUUUUUUUGGUAAAAAUGUUUUUACUAAUAGUGUAAAGAGGAAAAUAUUUAGAUAUGUAUGACAGCAAGCGUGAGAUUUUUUUGGAACCAAUUUUCAAAAACUUUUGUGGACUGUGUUUAGAGCCUUGUGGGACACCACCACUAAAUUUCAAGAGAAUCUGAUUUCUUGGUAACGAUUUUGUACGGUAAUGUGGCGUGAGGAUUUUCGAAUGUGAAUUUUGUCAAUUGGCUUAAUAAAAGUUGGGAAGCAACCAAAUGAUCAGCUAUUAAAUGCAGUUCUUACCUUGUUCGGCAUUACUGUAAAAAUACUUGUAGUUGGGAUUGCCGUUUUUGUUGGUGAUUUCAGGGCGGACUUUACCACUGGGAUCUGUGAGAAUUUCAACUGGUUAUUUACCGAUCAUUUGGCAGUGAAGGAUCGGCAUUGUGUCAGCACACCUAGGAAUAGGAUGCGCGGGAUGUAGCCUCCGUCGGGGGUGAAGUCCCCAUCCUUUGGUUCCUCUUCGUCCUUUCGCCAGCAAUGGAAAUGAGUGUGAACAACAAUGUACCUGCAGUGGAAUAUUUACUGACUGGUUCUCACUUCCAGGUUGACCAUCACAAAGUUGUGGGCAAGUUCUGCGAUUUCCUUGGAUUCUGCAAAUUUGGGCUUUAAGGCUGAUAAAGAGUCCAAACAAAACUGUUAGCUUCUACAUCACACAUGUGCCGCGUCUGCGUCGUUCACCCAUUUACCUUUACAGGCUCCGCACCAAGUCUUGUGGAUGAUGACCAUGAGAGGCAGACCACUAGCCACCAUGUAUAAACACAAGUUUAGUGAAAUUGGACUUUUUGUUAUCAGCUGUGGCUUUGGAAUAACAUUUGGACAGAUGAUGAAAUACAGUAAUUUCCAUAAGGUUAAGGCUUUUUGUACAAAUGUGGGUGCCGUGUGACUAUAGGCUUUGAAAAACGUUUGGGGGUGGGAUGAAC